Messenger RNA from Scutellospora calospora, 151 nucleotides. The record is from the annotation of a GenBank genome assembly. Lineage: Eukaryota; Fungi; Glomeromycota; Glomeromycetes; Diversisporales; Gigasporaceae.
UGAAAGUGAUGCAGAAUUAUUUGUUGAUAACAUUCAGCAAAAGAUUAUUUCUAAUGGAAUUAAAUAUAGUAUUACAGAAUCUUCAAAUGCUGAAACUGUUGAGAAUAACUAUUCUAGUUUUUUAUUUUCUAGAAAAAUUUCAAACAAAUGA